Molecule: messenger RNA, 1708 nt
Organism: Schistocerca serialis cubense
Lineage: Eukaryota; Metazoa; Arthropoda; Insecta; Orthoptera; Acrididae
Product: cholinesterase 1-like
Exons: 11
Coding region: 8-1663 (551 amino acids)
Source: RefSeq, a predicted model, not a curated record
UCUCGACAUGAGCUCCCCUACACGUAUACUGUUGCUUUUGGCGCCAGUUUUCGCUGUCGCAGUUGCCUCGAGUGAAAAUACUGUAACAGUGCCAGUAGGCAGUGGGUCAGUGGUGGGUCUUAAUGUGACUUCGAUUGCAGGAAAGCAAUAUUACAGUUUCAGAAGAAUACCUUAUGCUGUACCCCCAGUUGGGAGUCUCAGAUUCCAGGAUCCAGUGCCUUUUGUUUUAAAUGAAACAGUAGAUGCAACUAAGAGCUCUCCAUUUUGCACACAAGAGCUAAUAGCUGGAAUAACAUAUGGACAAGAGGACUGUCUGUAUCUCAAUGUAUAUACUCAGAAGCUACCUCAAGAAACUGCUAAUAUAGAUGCCACUGUUUUAGUUUGGAUACAUGGCGGAUCUUUCAAAUCUGGUUCUGGAAAUGAUCUAAUGUAUGCACCAGACUACAUUAUGGAGGUAGAUGAUGUAAUACUUGUGACAAUCAACUACAGGUUGGCAGCAAUUGGUUACCUAAGCACACAGGACAGUAUAAUUCCAGGAAACAGAGGUUUUAAAGACCAGGUUUUGGCUCUACAAUGGGUGAAGGAGAAUAUAGCUGCCUUUGGUGGCAAUCCUGAACGAGUCACAAUAUUUGGAGAAAGUGCAGGAAGCACAUCGAUUACAUAUCAUCUCAUGUCUCCCAAAUCAUCUGGGCUGUUUCAGCGAGCCAUUGCAAUGAGUGGCUGCAUAUUAAAUCCACGUGCAAUAGCAGCACCUGCACGGGAUCGAGCAUUCCGCUUUGCAAGGGCGCUUGGCUACACUGGGAGUGACUCCUCAGAGGAUUUACUAGAUUUCUUGAACUCACUGAGCGGAGCUGAACUAGUGCAAGAUGAUCAGCGAGCUCUUUCUGAAGAGGACAAGCGUCGUUUUGACACACUGGUUUUUAUGGGUGUAAUAGAGCCUGAGAGUGAGACAGCAUUCCUGAGUUCCAGACCAGAAGAUGUUCUUCUUAGUGGAAAUGUAAAUGCUGUGCCACUGCUGAUUGGUGAUUUAAGUGGUGAAUGCAUUGCAAAUGUUGUAUCAAAAGGACUGACAACAAAUGCAUCUGUGGCUCAAGACUUAGAUGAAAAUUUUGAAGAAAUUAUUGGACUUGAUGUUCGUGCUCCAGAUGCUGAGACACAAAGGCAGGUUGCACAGAAACUGCGUGCCCUAUAUUAUCAAGAUGAGCCUAUCACUACAGAAAGCUUUAAUGAAACAGAAGAGAUGAUGAGUGACUUGUAUUUUGUGGAGCCAGUGGACUACCUAGUACGAAUUCUGGCAAAUCAGACAGUACCCGUUUACUACUACCAUUUCUCAUACAAGGGACCGCAUGCUGCAUAUCCACAAUAUUCAGGUGUGGCACAUGCAGAUGAAUUGAAAUAUCUUUUCCCAUCAUCAGCUGGUGAAGUGGACUCAGAUCCAGCAUCAGGCGAAUAUCAAACACGCAUAAGAAUGGUUAAGAUGUGGACAAAUUUUGCAAAAACAGGAAAUCCAACCCCAGAGCCUGUGAAUGGGACAUUGUGGGAUAUUUAUGGGUCUAAUCGUAAUUAUCUGGAGAUUGGAGAGAUGUUGCAAAUGAAGUCCAACCUGUGGGGUGAGAAGUUAGACUAUUUGCAUGAACUAAUGCCACUACGAACCACAACCUGAAGGUGAUGAACGAUUUGGAUUGAAGACUGGUAGACUUAACUAAUU